AUGAGUUCAGUCAUUCAAUCUGACACAAAGUGUUGUACAGCCAAUCUCUGGCUCCCGACCGCGCUCAUCAACCUUACUAUAUCGCUAGCCAAAUGUAUUCGAAGCUAUCACCAUCUCCGUCGCUAUUAUUCCGUCGCAAUCGUUGUCAAUGUCAUUGUCGAUAUCAAUAUCAAUAUCAUUAUCAUUAUCUCUAUUGCUAUAGAACUCCCCCUAAUACUAAGUACUUUUACUUCACUUCUUCGCAACUACCGAUGUAAUAUGUCUCGUGAAGUUUUUGCGCGGUUAGUAGAGGUACCUAUGGCUGCACAUCCCAAAAAGAAGUGGGUUUAG
Molecule: messenger RNA, 330 nt
Organism: Neurospora tetraspora
Lineage: Eukaryota; Fungi; Ascomycota; Sordariomycetes; Sordariales; Sordariaceae
Exons: 3
Coding region: 1-330 (109 amino acids)
Source: RefSeq, a predicted model, not a curated record